AUAAUAAUUUGAUAGACUUCCGUAACCUUUUUCGUCAAUCUCGUUAACCUAAUUUUUUGCUCUGUUGUAGCUGUAUUAUUUGCUCAAGGGUUUAGCGUAUGCAUCAUCAGCUUACGGAAAAUAUUUUCAGAUUAUUUGACUGUCUUGGCUAUGCGUCUGUAUCCGAGUGACGACCGUGAAAAAUGCUGUGAGUUUUUUAUUGCAGAGAAGUAUUAUAUCGAGUUAUACUCGUAUCUUUUAAAACUGUCAUCAUGAAUGGAAUAAUAGUAGCUGUGAUUACUAUCGGGAUGUUAGGCUGCACCUCUGCACAGGAUCUCACCGGUCUGAUUAACAGCGCCUCAUCCCUGGGCACUUCCCUGGGAAAAAUUGUCGAUGCCGUGGCCGUGGUGUCACCCAGUCUGUUGAGCAAUCUGACCGGCAUCGUCGCGUCCGCCAACACGUUUUCCGGCAGUGUAGCCAGUUCGUCGAACAGUAUUGUCGGCAGUUCCACCGGCAUCCUGUCCUCGACGAACACCAUAGGAGCCAAUAUGGCCACACUCAGCACUCUCAUGACGCAGAUGCGACAAAAUCCCAUUAGCAAGAUCAACCUUCGGCUGGAUGGACCGCGAACUAGCGGUGAUCUGUUCACGAUACUGUUUACCUGAUUCUUACGGGAGUAGUUAAGCUUUCUAUGUGCGCAGGAGGCGCACACGAUUGGAACUUCUUCUACAGUGUGUUUCGACCAUGCAACCCGAUGGCCGAUGCACAUAUCACAGACGUACCCAUGAUAUGUAAUUAUUUACUACAGCAUGCUUAUACUUUGUAUUUACUGGCUGCACAUGUUGUUAUGCAUUUUAUCGGUGGGUUUAAAUUUCCGAAGAAAACUAUGUACGAGCAGUACAGACUGUAUGUAGGCCAAAGCCGGCCUAGCGAGACGCGUUUCUUGAUAAACUGUCG
This is a messenger RNA of Paramacrobiotus metropolitanus, 936 nucleotides long. RefSeq lists its product as uncharacterized. NCBI's taxonomy places the organism in Eukaryota, Metazoa, Tardigrada, Eutardigrada, Parachela, Macrobiotidae. The record is from RefSeq and is a predicted model, not a curated record. Bases 252 to 644 code for a protein of 130 amino acids. The transcript has 2 exons.